This is a messenger RNA of Belonocnema kinseyi, 919 nucleotides long. Its product is annotated as carbonic anhydrase 1-like. The coding region runs from base 81 to 845 and encodes 254 amino acids. The transcript is spliced from 7 exons. The record is from RefSeq and is a predicted model, not a curated record. NCBI's taxonomy places the organism in Eukaryota, Metazoa, Arthropoda, Insecta, Hymenoptera, Cynipidae. Gene Ontology annotation, cellular component: cytoplasm. Gene Ontology annotation, molecular function: zinc ion binding; carbonate dehydratase activity.
AGGUUAUUUUAGAAAAAUCCUGUACGAUUAAAAAUAAUAUUUUGAUUAUUAAUUGAUCCUAUUUUAUAAUUAAAGAACUGAUGGCGGAGAUGGUGUAUCUAAUUGGUUUGCCAAAGUCGGGCCAAUCUCCUAUUGACAUAGAAGACAAAGCAGUUCGUCCUCACAGAUUCCCAUCAUUAAAUCUCAGUGGACAUUGGUUGAGAGACGGAGAUGCAACAUUGAUUAAUACUGGAAAAACAGCAAAAAUUUGUUUAAGCGGAGACAGAAUUCCUUCAUCUAUCAAGGGUGGUCCUUUAUUCACCGAUGAGUAUGAAUUUCAGGAAGUCCAUUUUCACUGGGGAAAGGAAAAUUGUUGCGGAUCAGAACACACGAUUAAUAGUACUUGGUUUUCAAUGGAAGCACAUGCAGUUCACUGGAAUAGAAGGUACGGAACUAUAGAAGAAAGCAAAAAACAUAAAGACGGACUUUGUGUCCUUGCGUUUCUUUUUCUGGCUACAGACACAAACUCUUCAUGGAGUAACCCACAAUUGGAAAUUCUAACAGAUAAUUUAAGAUACAUUAUUGAGGCUGGGUCAGAGAAAAAAGUUCCAGCUAAUUGUCUAAAAUGGAUGCAACAUUGCUUAAAGGUCCCCAGUUAUUAUACUUAUUCAGGAUCUUUAACCACACCUCCCUAUACUGAAUGUGUGGUUUGGAUUGUAAUUCCGCAACCUAUAAGAAUUUCUCCAAAUCAGAUAGAUGACUUCCGAAAACUCAGGAAUGGGGAAGAUCAGCAAAUAUUGGCUAAUGCUAGAAAGGUUCAAACUUUGCGCGGAAGACGAAUAUUUUUAGCAGUCAAUACCAUCUGAAUUUUUAAUUCCUUAAACAAUUCAAAUACAAUGCUUUAAAAAAUUACGUUAGAAUGAAAUUGUAUCAAUCUCUU